Messenger RNA from Equus quagga, 1203 nucleotides. RefSeq names its product primary cilia formation (gene CIMAP3). NCBI's taxonomy places the organism in Eukaryota, Metazoa, Chordata, Mammalia, Perissodactyla, Equidae. The record is from RefSeq and is a predicted model, not a curated record. Gene Ontology annotation, cellular component: ciliary basal body. Bases 1 to 1029 code for a protein of 342 amino acids. Gene Ontology annotation, molecular function: cytoskeletal protein binding. The transcript has 8 exons. Gene Ontology annotation, biological process: regulation of cell projection organization.
AUGGGGCUUGGGGGCACAGGCUUGUUCAAGGAGAAGAAGGCCAGGGCAUUCUCUUUACAUCUACUGAGGUCUCAGAUCUGGUCCAGCGCCUCUUGGAUUGGCAGCUUUGGGAAGAUCUGUGCAGUGGACUCCUUUUGGGGUGUCUGUCCAGCCCUUGGGCCAGCAGUAUCCCUUUCUCAGGAGACCGCCACCAUCAUUGAAACCAUAGCGGUGGUCACCACCUGCUGUGUUUGUACUGUGUCUCCUCCCCUGGCUUGGCUGAUUGACUGGGGUCGACGCAGCCCGGAUUUCGAGGCAUUCGGCACCGCAGUGUCCCUGCCUCAGCAGCGCAUCCCCGGUGGCCCAGUCUCCAAAGCCCUUCUGCCCACCCCUUCACCCCCGCAGGCCCUACAGCCGCGGGUCCAGCAAACCCUCUACCCCUACCCCGGCUGCAGGCCUGGCGGCGCACCGGCGCUGUGCUUCAACAAAGCAGAGACGCUGGUUGACAACUCCUUUGGAACGUGUCAACAGAGGAAGCUCUUUCCCCACUUCCAUCCCCCAAACUUUUUGGGGAACAAGUUUCUCCCUCUUAGGGGAGCACCCCACAGAGGGCCUGGAAGCUACAUGGCAGAUAUGCAUGGCUUGGCAUACAACCUCUCUAAGAUCCCGACCAGUAGAAAAGGAUAUACUUUUGGAGCUAGAACAGCCGUAAGGUUUAAGCCAAUUAAUAAGGAUAUGACGCCUUACCCAGGCAUGUACCAGACAGUAACUCCUCGGGAGCAAAAACACAAACAAAAUUUUGCUCCAUUUAAUACCUUGUUGCCUCGCUUUAGGACAUGCUCAAAGGACACUUAUGAUCCUGGCCCUGGCGCUUACAACCCAGAAACUAAGCCACCCAAAAAAAUCACCUGGCCAAUGAAAUUUGGAUCUCCAGACUGGGCUCAGGUUCCAUGUCUACAGAAAAGAACUCUAAAAGCUGAGCUGUCCACAGACAAAGACUUUAGAAAGCAUCGGAACCGUGUGGCCUACCUAAGCCUGUUUUACAGUUGAGAAGCUGUGACUGCCUUCACGUGCUCCUCCUUACCACAGUUUCUCCAGGCUUGAGGGCAGAGCUGCUCUUCGCCCUCUGCAUUGCUGUGGCCCCUUUGUCUGCCAGCAUGGGGCCCCGCGAGGUGCAAGGGUCUCCUAACUAUUGGAUGAGAGCAUAAAGACUGGUUCAGAGUG